Messenger RNA from Rhinichthys klamathensis goyatoka, 1629 nucleotides. It is a transcript of the gene trmu, whose product is annotated as tRNA 5-methylaminomethyl-2-thiouridylate methyltransferase. Gene Ontology annotation, biological process: tRNA wobble position uridine thiolation. Gene Ontology annotation, cellular component: mitochondrion. The transcript has 11 exons. Bases 226 to 1476 code for a protein of 416 amino acids. The record is from RefSeq and is a predicted model, not a curated record. Gene Ontology annotation, molecular function: sulfurtransferase activity. NCBI's taxonomy places the organism in Eukaryota, Metazoa, Chordata, Actinopteri, Cypriniformes, Leuciscidae.
AUAUUUCUGUGGAUACGCUACUUGCAGUGUUACGGUUUAAAGUGUUCAACUAGGAACAAUGUCCGGAACUAUAGUUUUGUGUUGUUCUUUGUUUCCGAUCGGUCAUGAUUUUGAAAAGAACUUUAAUUAUGGCGACCUUCAUGGCACAGGCGUGAAAUGUCUCAUAAUUUCUCUUUACUUGUAUAAUUACAUUUAUUUGAGCACAUAUACACUUUAAUAGGUGUUAUGGGUGUAAUUAGACAUGUUGUGUGUGCUAUGUCUGGAGGGGUUGACAGUUCUGUCAGUGCAUUGUUACUCAAAAGAAUGGGCUAUCAUGUGACUGGUGUGUUCAUGAAGAACUGGGACUCUCAUGAUGAGAAAGGCGUCUGUUCAUCUGAGAGAGACUGUGAAGAUGCCUAUAAAGUGUGUAAGAUGCUGGAUAUGCCUUUCCACCAGGUCUCGUAUAUUAAAGAAUACUGGCAUGAAGUAUUUAGUAAUCUUCUCAGGGAAUAUGAGAAGGGCAGAACACCAAAUCCAGACAUAAUGUGUAACAAACACAUCAAGUUUAAGCACUUCUAUCAGUAUGCAGUUAAUACUUUAGGUGCUGAUGCCAUAGCAACGGGACACUAUGCCCGGACAUCCCAGGAGGAUGAGGAGGUUUUUCAACAGAAGCACGUUCCAGCUCCCAGAACCCUCUUCAGAGACCGCUUCGAAAUUAGAAAGCCUGUGCGGCUCUAUCAGGGAGCUGAUCGCGUGAAAGACCAGACGUUCUUUCUCAGUCAGAUCUCCCAGGAUGCUUUGCGGCACACACUGUUCCCCUUAGCUGGUCUAACCAAAGACUUUGUGAAGAAGAUCGCUGCUGAGGCCAGCUUCCAGCAUGUUCUUAAGAAAAAAGAGAGCAUGGGAAUCUGUUUCAUUGGAGAAAGAGAUUUUGAGACCUUUAUUCUUGAGUACUUGGAGCCCAAACCAGGAAACUUUGUUUCCAUUGAAGAUGGGAAGAUCAUGGGGCAGCAUAAAGGCUGGUUCACAUUAACACUGGGUCAGAGGGCGAGAAUAGGAGGGCAAGUAGACCCUUGGUUUGUAGUUGAUAAAGAUAUCACUACCGGUGAUGUAUUUGUGGGUCCAACCACUAACCACCCAGCACUGUUACGAGACACAUUACAGACAGACCGCUUCCAUUGGAUCGCCGAAGAGCCGCCCGUUGAACUUGUCCACACUCAGAUGAUGGAAUGUCACUUCCGUUUCCACAACCGGAUGCCUUUGACUCCAUGCACCGUAACUUUGAAUCUUGAUGGGUCGGUGUGGGUAAUGGUGAAAGAGCCAUUGAGAGCAAUGACACCUGGGCAGUUUGCUGUGCUGUAUAAGGGAGAUGAGUGUUUGGGCAGUGGGAAGAUCAUUCGUCUGGGACCCACAAAAUUCACUCUUCAGAAAGGUCAAAACUGCAUAAACUGCCAGCCUAAAGACACAAACCACCAACACCCAGAGCCCGUCAGCUGAGACACAGCAGGAAACCAGCACACCUCUCAUCUCUUGUGGACAAUAACAAGAUCUCAACAGGCUUGUGCUGUGGAAAGAUGCUCUCAGUAUUUACAGACUGGGCGAAAAUACAGAAACUUUGAUAGAAUUUUGAAUAUGUCAUUUUUAUUUCAA